AUGGGGAGCUCCACGGCCGAGGUGAACAAGCAGGACUUUGCGCCCGAGACCGAAGAGUGCCGCAAGAUCAUCGACAGUCUCCAGGCCACCAUUGAACUUCUCCACUAUAACCCCAGACUUAGCAUUUCGGAUGAUUUAAAGAUCGGCUUUUUCACCACAGACCAUGCUACUCAAACAGAUGCCAGUGAGAUCUUGCCGCUGAAAGACUUGAGUUCGGCUACCCAACAUCUAGUGCAGAUUAUUAAAGCCCUUCAAGUGGAUUUUGGAUUUCUCAAACAGUUUCUUCAGUUACAAUUUGAGGAUCGACUUAAAGCGGAGUCUUCCCGUCUUUUCGAUAUUCUGGAUGACAAGAUCACCACAGCGGAGAGAUGUUAUCAACAGAAUGAGGAGCAGAUGAGAAAAUGCUUCAAUCAGCAGUUAGCGGAUGCCAUCGCUGUUGUCAAAGGAACGUACACGCAAUUUUUCCAGGUGAGCGAAGAGAUGACGUCUACGCAAGACUCCAAUGCUGUCAAAAUCAACGUCUUGUUACGGAAACUGAAGGAGAAAGAAAGGAUCAUCAGGGAAUUAAGGGGGGAACUUGAAGAGUAUGAUCCAACGAGUUUCCUCAAACUUCCUACGUUCAAGGACUCUCCAGCCAGCCCGUUGGAAACGCUCGUAGACAGGGACGUUUUGGAGUGGAGAGUGGAGAGUGAGAGAAUGACUCAAAUCAUUUCAGAGCUCGAAGACGAAAUACAACUCAAUCUGAAGGAAAAUUCCACCCUAGAAGAUGAAAUUUUCAGUCUGAAAGAGAUGGUAGAAAAGGAUCAGAAAACCAUUCAAAAGUUAAUGGAGGCACGUGAGAGAAUAAGAGUUGAACUGGAAAAUGAAAAAUCACUUGUUCAAGAAAUGGUUAAUAAACAGAAAGAAAAUGCAGAAACAAGGAAAAUAAGUGAAACCAUGGGCUUUAAGGUCCUGAAAGUCAUAAAGGGGCAAGGCGCCACUUCGCCCAGGAGGCCCGUCCAGCGAAGGGUGCUCUCCAAGAGCAGGCACGCAAGGCUGUACACACCCUCCAUCCGUGUACCACCGAUUGGACGGAGGAGAUUGAAGGGCUUAAAGGGACUUUUGAAGGAAGAGCGCCUUGUGUCGAGGGAAGAGCGCCUUGUUUCGAGGGAAGAACCUCUUGUGUCGAGGGAAGAACCUCUUGUGUCGAAGGAAGAACCUCUUGCGUCGAGGGAAGAACGCCUUUUGAUCAAGAAAACUCACUUUGGGGAUAGAAGCUCUUUCUUCACCGCAGGGGUGAAACGUUCUCCACAGAUGUCAAAACAACUAGAAAAGAUGUUGAAAAUACCAGAGUAUAAGAGGGAAGACGGAAGGAAUUUGGAGGAUGAAAUAGAAAUACUGAAAAAGGCCAUAGAGGAAGAAAAAAGUAGAUCCGAAAGAAUUAAGAAGGAAGCAGAGAAGAUAAAUAAAACCUGGGAAAGGAAAUUCCUGAUUCUCAGGAACAGGUAUAGUGCCCCCCACACACAUUGUGCUUGUAAAAAUGUGAUGUAG
This is a messenger RNA of Echinops telfairi (small Madagascar hedgehog), 1530 nucleotides long. It is a transcript of the gene CUNH10orf67, whose product is annotated as chromosome unknown C10orf67 homolog. The transcript is spliced from 13 exons. Lineage: Eukaryota; Metazoa; Chordata; Mammalia; Afrosoricida; Tenrecidae. Bases 1 to 1530 code for a protein of 509 amino acids. The record is from RefSeq and is a predicted model, not a curated record.